Molecule: messenger RNA, 273 nt
Organism: Nezara viridula (southern green stink bug)
Lineage: Eukaryota; Metazoa; Arthropoda; Insecta; Hemiptera; Pentatomidae
Source: the annotation of a GenBank genome assembly
AUGACUCAGCCACCACAGCCUGCCGUGCGGAAUGGUAUAUACCAAGCGCCUGCUCAAAAACUUCUAGAGUUCCACAUGAUAGCUAAAAGAGGUGUUACUUUCACAGCUUUUGGAUUUUUUCAGAUCAACACCACACUUAUUGGCUCAGCUACUGAAAAAACCAGGUUUGCUCCGGCAGGGGCUGUGUAUAUACCAUUCCGCAUGACCCAGCCACCGCAGCCUGCCGGAGCAAACCUUAUUAGCCAAAUGGUCCACUGUCAACGACAUCUUUAA